Molecule: messenger RNA, 592 nt
Organism: Seminavis robusta
Lineage: Eukaryota; Bacillariophyta; Bacillariophyceae; Naviculales; Naviculaceae
Source: the annotation of a GenBank genome assembly
AUGGUACAUGGUACAUGUACAUGUUAGGAUUGCGGAUGAGCAAGGAGAAGGCUCACAAAUUUUGACCGCUGCAACAAAACUAGCUUUUUAAAAAAAAAAUUGAAGCACUCCGCCACAACCCCAAACUCCUUUUGUUGUUCUGAACGAAAUUUCUCCAAGAUGAACCCAAAACAAGAAACCAGGACUUCCUCCAAGAAACAUCAUGGCGAAAAGCCAAUGAAGGACAUGAGUUCCUCCAGCAGAAGGAGCACCAGCAGCCGCAACGAGAGGCGCUCCAAGAACCGCCAUGAAAGGCUCAAGACCAACCAAAUGCAUCCCCAGGAUCUGAUUCUCCUUUUGGAAGUACAAGCCUACACUGAUCCAGAUGGGGCCAUGGAUUGGCUGAAGCAAAUAAAGCAGGCAUCCUCUAUUCAAGUUCAGCAGCACCAAGAAGUCUCGCAGGGUUCUUCGCACCACCGUGCGAGGUCCUCCAAGGCUGCCUAACGAGUGGUCUUUUGUCGCUUGGAUUCCAUACUACGUACUAUACAUUACUUUCAUAAGUAGACUGCAAGCAAGCCACCAACAGGGUGUGCUGAGCUGGUUCAUAACAAAC